Triticum turgidum subsp. durum (durum wheat) is the source of this 2628-nucleotide messenger RNA. The record is from the annotation of a GenBank genome assembly. NCBI's taxonomy places the organism in Eukaryota, Viridiplantae, Streptophyta, Magnoliopsida, Poales, Poaceae.
AUGGAGGAGGGGAUGCGGGUGGCGGUGGUGGGCGCCGGCGUGAGCGGCCUGGCGGCGGCGCACGAGCUGGCCCGGGCCGGCGGCGGGGCGGCGCGCGUGACGGUGUACGAGGCGGAGGAGAGCCUCGGCGGCCACGCCAGGACCGCCGACGUCGACGGCGUCCCCCUCGACCUCGGCUUCAUGGUCUUCAACCGGGUGACAUACCCAAACAUGCUGGAAUGGUUCGAAGAGCUUGGCGUGGAGAUGGAGAUAUCAGACAUGUCGCUGUCAGUGAGCACGCAGCUCUCAGGCGGCGGCAGGUGCGAGUGGGGCAGCCGGAACGGCCUCUCGGGCCUCCUGGCACAGAAGAGCAAUGCCCUCCGGCCCGCCUUCUGGCACAUGAUCCGCGAGAUACUCAAGUUCAAAGAGGAUGCCCUCAAGUACCUUGAGGACCAUGAGAGCAACCCUGACCUGAACCGGCACGAGACUCUGGGGCAGUUCAUCCAGACGCAUGGAUACUCCCAGCUCUUCCAGGAGGCUUACCUGAUCCCAAUCUGUGCGAGCAUAUGGUCAUGCCCGUCGCAGGGGGUGCUCGGCUUCUCCGCUUUCUUCGUCCUCUCCUUCUGCCGCAACCAUCACCUCCUUCAGAUCUUCGGUCGGCCCCAAUGGCUCACCGUCAAAGGCCGCUCGCAUACAUAUGUAAACAAGGUAAGGGAUGAGCUGGAAAACAUGGGUUGUCAGAUUAAGACCAGCUGCCAAGUCAAAUCAGUUUCAAGCUUUGAAGGAGGAUACAGAGUCUUGGAGGUCGGUGGCUCGGAGGAGGUGUAUGACAAGAUCAUAUUUGGUGCUCAUGCACCCGAUGUUCUGAGAAUGCUAGGGGAUGAAGCAACACACGAGGAGUUGAGAAUUCUGGGUGCUUUCCAAUAUGUCCACAGUGACAUAUACCUCCAUCGCGAUGACACUUUGAUGCCACAGAACCCGUCGGCGUGGAGCGCCUGGAACUUCUUGGGGACAACAAGCAGCGGCGUCUCUGUUACCUACUGGCUAAAUCUCCUCCAGAACAUCGAAUCCACCGGCAGGCCGUUCCUGGUGACGCUGAAUCCACCUCAUGUCCCGGAUCAUGUCGUGCUCAAAUGGAACACCGGCCAUCCUGUUCCGUCUGUCGCUGCUGCAAAGGCUUCGUUGGAGCUUCAGCAGAUCCAAGGAAACAGGGGAAUAUGGUUCUGUGGGGCAUAUCAAGGUUAUGGCUUCCAUGAAGAUGGCCUUAAGGCUGGGAAGUCUGCAGCUCAAUGUUUACUUGGGCAGAAGAGCAGCCUUCUUCUGAACCCGAAACAGAUGGUCCCGUCGUGGACGGAAACUGGGGCUCGCCUUCUGGUAACAAGGUUUCUCAACCAAUAUGUCACCAUCGGUAACAUGACCAUUCUUGAAGAAGGUGGCACUAUGUUCAGUUUUGGUGAAGUCGACAAAAAAUGUCUUGUCAAAACUGUCCUGCGAGUUCAUGACCCUCUCUUCUACUGGAAGGUCGCAACCGAAGCGGAUCUUGGUAUGGCAGAUGCAUAUAUUAAUGGUUAUUUUUCUUUUGUUGAUAAAAGAGAAGGGCUCCUGAAUCUUUUCCUGAUUCUCAUUGCUAACAGAGAUGCGCAGAAGAGUAGUAACAGUGCUGCCGGUAAAAGGGGUUGGUGGACGCCCAUGCUUUUAACAGCUGGGAUUGCAUCGGCAAAAUAUUUCCUCCGCCACAUCUCAAGGAAGAAUACUGUCACGCAAACUCGCCGAAACAUCUCUCAGCACUAUGAUCUGAGUAAUGAUUUCUUCUCGAUUUUCCUGGAUCCAUCGAUGACUUACUCGUGCGCAGUAUUCAAGGUGGAAGAUGAAAGCUUGGAAGUAGCCCAGCAACGCAAAGUUAACCUCCUAAUCAAGAAGGCUAAAGUGGAGCGGAAUCAUCAUGUUCUUGAAAUCGGUAGCGGUUGGGGCAGCUUGGCAAUGGAAGUGGUGAAGCAAACGGGAUGCAAGUACACAGGGAUUACACUGUCUGAGGAGCAACUUAAAUAUGCUCAAAUGAAAGUAAAGGAGGCUGGUUUGGAGGAUCGUAUAACUUUUCUGCUGUGUGACUACCGUCAAAUACCAAGCCGGUGUAAGUACGACAGGAUCAUAUCAUGCGAGAUGAUUGAAGGGGUUGGUCAUGAAUUCAUGGACGAUUUCUUUGGCUGUUGUGAGUCUCUAUUGGCUCCAGAUGGCCUAUUUGUCCUCCAGUUCAUAUCGAUUCCGGAAGAACGGUAUGAGGAAUACAGGAGAAGUUCAGACUUCAUAAAGGAAUACAUCUUUCCAGGGGGUUGCCUUCCUUCCUUGGCCCGGAUCACGUCAGCCAUGUCCGCCGCGUCCAGGCUCUGCAUCGAGCAGGUUGAGAACAUCGGGUACCAUUACUACCCGACGCUGAUACGCUGGAGGGAUAACUUCAUGGCCAACAAAGAUGCCAUUUUGGCUCUUGGAUUUGACGACAAGUUCAUCCGUGUAUGGGAGUAUUAUUUCAUAUACUGUGCUGCCGGUUUCAAGUCACGGACGCUUGGAACUUACCAGAUUGUGUUUUCUCGACCUGGCAACGACAAGCUGGCCUGCGUCGACAACCCCUACGCAAGCCUUCCGGCAGCCUAG